Phaedon cochleariae (mustard beetle) is the source of this 1368-nucleotide messenger RNA. NCBI's taxonomy places the organism in Eukaryota, Metazoa, Arthropoda, Insecta, Coleoptera, Chrysomelidae. The record is from the annotation of a GenBank genome assembly.
AUGGCACCUCUUCGGGUGCUGGUCGUCCUGCUAGGAUUCCUGCAAGAGUCCUGCGCUGCAGGAAGGUACGCGAGGUAUGGCCCUCUAGUGGCUGCCAGGUGUGAAGUGAGGUGUUGGACUGAGAAGAAGAAUACGUGCAUGAAAGCCUGCCUGAAAGAAGUAAUCAAACCAGGAAGCUGUCCAUACAUGAAAUCUAUUUCAUCGACGCAGUAUCCAGGUACUUGUGAAAGAAGAUGUUGGAGUGAUUCGAACUGUCAAGGAGUGUCGAAGUGUUGUCACCAGUCCUGUGGAGUGAACUGUCAACUACCUGUUGACUUAGAUGCAGUUUUAGGUCUACCAGACAUUCCAAAGGCACCCAGAGUAAUAGAAAAACGAAAGAAAAAGAUGGUCAUCAUAGACUGGUCGACAAAUCAACCUCCCCAGGACACCCUGUAUUUGCUGGAGGAGCGUCAUCACACUGGAAAGUUCUUCAGCGAGAAGAAUAUGAGCGAUUGGAGGUUUUGCUUCAAGCUGAUGAAGCCCAGAAAAGCCUUGAGGCAUUUCGUCAAACCUGGCAGGUGGUACCAGUUUAGGGUAGCUGCAGUAAACCGAAAUGGCACAAGGGGAUACUCGAAUUCUUCUCUGCCCUUCAGGGUUUUCACUAAUCCCAAACCACCAAAAGCACCCGACAAUGUAACUGUAGAACCACUGGUGAAGGCGAAUGGUAGUUUGAGUACAACUAUAAGAUGGACUCCCCCUGUAUCUGAUUUACCAAUCCUCAAGUACAGAGUGUUCUGGAGUAGAAGGAUAUACGAUAGUAUGGCGUUAGACUCUGUACUCAUCUAUCAACAAAUAGUUCCUAAGACCCAGACUUAUCUUCAACUUCAGAACUUGCAACCAAACAGUCUGUAUUUUUUGCAAGUACAAGCAUUAGUUCAGUUCGGAGUAGGUAGACUGAAAGGAGAAAAAUCCGGUCUAGUCCUGAAUACUACGAGUUACAUAAAUGAGGAUGACAACGCUCUCGUCUUGGAUGCUAACAAUGAUAACCUGGGGGAAGUACAGCUCCUCAGAUUGGCUUGGCAGAAAGGAAAUCUCCAAGCUCGUGUGGUAUGGAAGCAUCCUGGAAAAUAUUCCAAUAAAUAUCGCAUCAAAUGGUGGAGUUCCCCAGGCCAACCACGUAAAAAUAGGUUGAAGGCAUUCAAACAGUCGGUAACCAUCAAGGGUUCGCAUUUCGAUAUAUCUGAUCUCCAAUUCGACUGUCAAUACCGAAUAAGCAUAAAGUAUAUUUCCAAGAAGAGGAGAAGAGCAGAAGAAGAUGCAUUCAUCUCCUUCACAACACCAACAUGCAGUGUUUUACAAAAGUCUCUCAGAAGGUUGAAAUGCAGUUAG